This is a messenger RNA of Pungitius pungitius (ninespine stickleback), 1990 nucleotides long. Its product is annotated as ras-related protein Rap-2b. Gene Ontology annotation, biological process: Rap protein signal transduction; negative regulation of cell migration. Gene Ontology annotation, cellular component: plasma membrane. Gene Ontology annotation, molecular function: GTP binding; GTPase activity; GDP binding. The record is from RefSeq and is a predicted model, not a curated record. NCBI's taxonomy places the organism in Eukaryota, Metazoa, Chordata, Actinopteri, Perciformes, Gasterosteidae. Bases 795 to 1346 code for a protein of 183 amino acids. The transcript has 2 exons.
UCAGGAAUCAGUGAUGUCGAAACUAAGGUGUGGUAGGUCUGCGUGGGUAGCUACACAGCAGUAGCAGCAGCAGUAAGAGCAGCAGCACUGACUUCGAGAUCGCAGCUGCACUGCACCUUUAACCAAACAGCGGAGCGUGUUCGUGGAGUGACGUGGGACGCAGAUAGCGUGUUGAGUGUGGGCAGGAAGCGCUGCAGAGCUCACGUCGUCAAGUUAGCUUGAGUGAGGACAGCACAAAACCGGAAAAUAAGUGGGUUUUCGUUGGGGAGAGCAAACUACAGUCAUUACGCGACGUAAUAGGUGGCAGGGAGAAUUCGCAAAUAAUCUAAAAUCCGAGCUAAAAUAAUUUAGGAAUUGUUGUUUUUAACACAUCGCGAAGCCGUAUCUGGGUUGAUUUAGCAGGGUAACGCUCGCGAAGCGUGAGGGACCUUUAGUUUGAAAGCGUCUACCGGAAGUGGGCGGCUCUAGCUACGUGCGACUUGACUUCAUCGCAGACAGAAACGGGCGCACGGUGGCCACUUGAACGAAAACGGGGGAAGCUUGUUUUCAAGAACCGGCUCUGCAUUCGUCGGGAGCCCGACAUGCCGCAAUACAGAUGCUAAGCGUGGGUCCGAAACAAGCGCAUCUACCCCCCACCAGCGGCGACAGUUACCGGCCACGCCCCGUAACCACCGGCCAGACCCCGUACAAAAAAAACGGCCGGGCGGAGACGCGACGGCGAGCGGUUUUGAAACCCAGCAGGGCGGCUAUCGGGCUCACGGCGUAGUGUCGUGCUGUUUUUCGUCGGGGGAACCAUGAGAGAGUACAAAGUAGUGGUUCUCGGGUCCGGAGGCGUCGGUAAAUCCGCGUUAACCGUCCAGUUCGUGACGGGAUCCUUCAUAGAGAAAUACGACCCCACGAUAGAGGAUUUCUACAGGAAGGAGAUCGAGGUGGACUCCUCUCCGUCCGUCCUGGAGAUCCUGGACACGGCGGGCACCGAGCAGUUCGCCUCCAUGCGAGACCUGUACAUCAAAAACGGCCAGGGCUUCAUCCUGGUCUACAGCCUGGUGAACCAACAGAGCUUCCAGGACAUCAAACCGAUGAGGGAUCAGAUCAUUCGGGUGAAAAGGUACGAACGAGUGCCGAUGAUCCUGGUCGGAAACAAAGUGGACCUGGAGGGCGAACGGGAGGUCUCGUCCGGGGAAGGGAAGGCUCUGGCGGACGAGUGGAACUGCCCCUUCAUGGAAACCUCAGCCAAAAACAAAACGUCCGUGGACGAACUGUUCGCGGAGAUAGUCCGACAGAUGAACUAUGCCUCGACCCCGAACAGCAACGACCAGUGCUGCUCGUCCUGUGUCAUCCUCUAAGAGCCACCACGAACCCUGUGCGUUUUUUUAAUCCUUUGCUCGUCUUUUUACGUUUGCAAUGUGUGUUGCAGCAAGUGUGUACUGUUGAGCUCUUCUUCGUGUCUCACCCUGGCCUUGGAGGAAAUACAGGGAGGAAUGCUGCAGGGCGACGAGAGGAAGAGGAGGAGGAGGAGGAGGGAAGCAACUGAGACUCAGAGGGAGGGGUCCACUCUUCAGGAAUUCUGCUGGGUUGAAGUAUCUUUGCUGCACGAUCCGUGUCCACCAUUGAUGUCAACGCAGUGUCACAUCCAGAGUUUCAGCAACCAACACCACCCCCCCCCCCCUUCCCCCACCUCCAAGGCCCCUACUCCUAACCAGUUCCAACUGUACUCACAACUGGGACUAAAACCGCCAAUGGAAAAUAAGACACUCGUAAAUGGAUAUUUCUGUAUAAGGAGACACAGAGAGAGUAUAUUUUGUUAAAUGAACUGCACAUUGUGGGGCUGGUAGAGCUUCGAGGGGAGAUCCCCGCCCGAUCUGUUUUGAGGCAAAUACUCCCCAAAUCCUUUUUUUUCUUUUUCUUUGAAAAAGUAAAAAUCAGAAGACACCACUUAUCUGCUGGUGAAAAGAACACGAAGAGUGCCACUUUUUUUUUUUUUUUUUUG